Molecule: messenger RNA, 2437 nt
Organism: Mustela lutreola (European mink)
Lineage: Eukaryota; Metazoa; Chordata; Mammalia; Carnivora; Mustelidae
Gene: BCO1
Product: beta-carotene oxygenase 1
Exons: 11
Coding region: 214-1854 (546 amino acids)
Biological process (GO): retinal metabolic process; carotene catabolic process
Molecular function (GO): beta-carotene 15,15'-dioxygenase activity; carotenoid dioxygenase activity
Source: RefSeq, a predicted model, not a curated record
CCGUGCCUCCCCCCGCCCCCCCUCCCACAGCCCCCGCUGUGUGAGAAGAGAUACCAGGCUCUCCAGGCGACAGGAGGGAAGGAGAUGUAGGAGGAAGCUGCUGGAGAGCAGAAAGGAAAGAAAAGAAGGAACCAAAGAUCGAAGAUCGGUUGCCUGGAACACAGCAGAGUGUCUGCGCACUGUCCGUAUCACCCCUGCUCAGCGCCCCAUGCCAUGGAUAUAAUAUUUGGCAGAAAUAAGAAGGAGCAGCUGGAACCUGUGAGGGCCAAAGUGACAGGCAGGAUUCCCCCAUGGCUGCAGGGCACCCUGCUCCGCAAUGGGCCUGGAAUGCACACAGUGGGGGAGACCAGAUACAACCAUUGGUUUGACGGCCUGGCCUUGCUCCACAGCUUCACAAUUAGAGACGGUGAAGUCUGUUACAGGAGCAAAUACCUAAGAAGUGACACCUACAAAGCCAACAUCGAGGCCAACAGGAUUGUUGUGUCAGAGUUUGGAACGAUGGCCUAUCCGGACCCCUGCAAAAAUAUAUUUUCCAAAGCUUUCUCCUACUUGUCCCAUACCAUCCCCGAUUUCACAGACAACUGCCUGAUUAACAUCAUGAAGUGUGGAGAAGACUUCUAUGCGACCACAGAGACCAAUUACAUCAGGAAAAUCAACCCACAGACUCUGGAGACCCUGGAGAAGGUUGACUAUCGCAAAUACGUGACUGUAAAUCUGGCAACAGCACAUCCCCAUUAUGAUGCAGCCGGAAAUGUUCUGAACAUGGGCACAUCCAUCAUGGACAAGGGGAAGACAAGAUAUGUGGUCUUUAGGAUCCCUGCCGCUGUACCAGAGGACAAGAAGGGGACGAACCCCUUGAAGCACACGGAGGUGUUCUGCUCCAUCACUUCCCGCUCCCUACUCUCCCCGAGCUAUUACCACAGCUUCGGAGUCACCGAGAACCACAUCGUUUUCCUUGAGCAGCCUUUCAAGCUGGAUAUCCUCAAAAUGUCAACCGCGUACAUCCGGGGAGCAAACUGGGCCUCCUGCCUGGCCUUCCACAAGGAGGACAAGACUUACAUUCAUGUCAUCGACCAGAGGACCAGGAAGCCUCUGCCCACCAAGUUUUACACGGACCCAAUGGUGGUCUUUCAUCACGUCAACGCCUACGAGGAAGAUGGUUGCCUUCUGUUUGACGUCAUCACCUACGAGGACAGCAGCCUUUACGAGCUCUUCUACUUGGCCAACCUGAACCAGGACUUUGAGGAGAACUGCAGGCUCACCUCCAUCCCCACCCUCAGGAGGUUCGCCGUGCCCCUCGGUGUGGACAAGAAUGCAGAAGUGGGCUCAAAUUUAAUCAAACUGACAUCUACAACAGCAAAGGCCCUGAAGGAAAAAGAUGACCAAGUCUACUGCCAGCCAGAGUUGCUUUAUGAAGGCUUAGAGCUGCCUCGGAUCAAUUAUGCUCGCAAUGGGAAGCGAUAUCGCUACGUCUUUGCUGCCGAAGUUCAGUGGAGUCCUAUCCCAACCAAGAUACUGAAAUACGAUGUUCUCACAAAGUCAUCCUUAAAAUGGGGACAGGAGCAUUGCUGGCCAGCAGAACCCCUCUUUGUCCCCACACCGGGUGCCCAGGACGAGGAUGAUGGGAUUAUCCUAUCAGCCAUCGUCUCUACCGAUCCCCAAAAGCUGCCUUUUCUGCUUAUUCUGGAUGCCAAAAGUUUUACAGAAUUGGCUCGUGCAUCCAUCGAUGUAGAGAUGCACCUGGACCUCCAUGGGUUAUUCAUCCCGGACACAGACUGGGACGCGAGGAAGCCGGCCCUUUCCCAGGAAGAGCGGGACCGGGCUCCAGACAGCUGCGUGGCCCCGCAGGCCUGACUGGGGUGGGGCCUGGGCCCUGGGCCCUGGGCAGAAGGGCCCCACUGGCAGGCUCCUGCAGGACUGCGGGCUUGCUUCCUCUCUGGGUGAAGGGACUGCGGGCUUGCUUCCUCUCUGGGUGAAGGGGAGGUCCUUCAUUUCGUUUGCACUUCUUCUUUCUGUGGUUGCUUUGAGACAAAGGUGUGGAAAUCGUGCUUGUUAGUAUCUUUUCUUUCCACUUAUUUUGGCCAUAAAGACCUUGUUUGAAAGUGGAUAAAUAUUUAUUGAUUAGCUCAAGCCCUUCUAAGAAAGCCUUUUUCAUUAUGACAAUGAUAGUGACUAGAAACUGUACUAAGUCACAUAGUCAACCAUCUUAGAAUGAGCAACCACUGACAUCUCAGAGGAGAGACAAGUAAACAUCCAUCGCUUCUCCUUCCUGCCGCCCCUUCUCGCCCUCUUGCCAGUAGACUAGCUUGUGGAUCUAGGAGCUGUAGCUUUCUCCACUGUGACUUUAGUAAAUUAUGUGGCCAGGAAGGCAUAUUGCUUUGGGGUCAUUCCAUGCAAGGUAUGGCAUAAUUUAAAAUAAUAAAAACUUUGAAGUCUG